Parastagonospora nodorum SN15 is the source of this 786-nucleotide messenger RNA. RefSeq lists its product as hypothetical. Lineage: Eukaryota; Fungi; Ascomycota; Dothideomycetes; Pleosporales; Phaeosphaeriaceae. The record is from RefSeq and is a predicted model, not a curated record. Bases 1 to 786 code for a protein of 261 amino acids. Gene Ontology annotation, molecular function: oxidoreductase activity, acting on the CH-OH group of donors, NAD or NADP as acceptor. The transcript has 3 exons.
AUGCUGACUUGUGAUCAGGCAGCUUUUCUCAAGAACCUCGCCAGCAACCCUUCCAACACAGUGGUCGGUCUCGUGCGCAGUGCCGCCGAUACUGAGGCCAGAAUAGCUGAAUGGCGAACGCCCAACGUCCACAUCCUUCAGGCUGACGUAACCGACUAUGAAUCGUUGAAGAAAGCCGCCGAAGCCACAUCCGCCAUCACAUCCGGCAGCCUCGACUACCUCAUCGCCAAUGCUGCCAUGAUCUCGAGGUGGUCAUCCUUUGACCCUCUGACCGUCCUCGGCAAAGACCCAAAGAAGCUCACCGACGACCUAAAUGACGCCUGGAAUACCAAUGUCCUUGGCAACAUCCACCUCAUCAACCUAUUCAUGCCGCUUGUUCUCAAGGGACGCGUCAAGAAAGUCGUCACAAUCACUUCUGGCAUGGCGGACCAUGAUCUCGCGAUCAAAUACGGCAUUUAUGAGGGUGGUCCGUACUCGAUCAGCAAAGCUGCCAUGAAUAUGGUAACGUCGAAGUACCAGGCAGAGUUUGAGAAGGAUGGCGUAUUGUUUAUGGGCAUAUGUCCUGGUAUGGUCGACACGGGCAUAUAUGCUGACUUGUCAGAGGAAGACACCAAGAAGCUUGAAGUUCAGGGCGCCAAGUUCAUGAAAUAUGCGCCGCACUUCACGGGCCCGGACAACACGGAAGAUUCUGUCAAGGCAAUCUUGGGCGUUGUCGAAAGUAAGAGCUUAGCCAAUGGAGAUGGCGGUGCAUAUGUGUCGCAUUUCGGCAACAAGCAGUGGAUUUAG